Ooceraea biroi (clonal raider ant) is the source of this 4035-nucleotide messenger RNA. Its product is annotated as odorant receptor 22c. Gene Ontology annotation, cellular component: plasma membrane. The record is from RefSeq and is a predicted model, not a curated record. Gene Ontology annotation, molecular function: olfactory receptor activity; odorant binding. NCBI's taxonomy places the organism in Eukaryota, Metazoa, Arthropoda, Insecta, Hymenoptera, Formicidae. Gene Ontology annotation, biological process: sensory perception of smell; detection of chemical stimulus involved in sensory perception of smell.
GUAUUGUGUUAAGUCGGUUGUGUAAUAAAUAUAUUUUGAAUUUUCGAAACUAUAGUAACUAAUUCAAAAUAGGUAGAGUACAACAACUUGAGAGAUAAUAGAAACACCGAUGAUAUCAAAUAAAAUGAUUAUAUCGCGAGAAAAUUUGGAUUAUGUCAAUAACUCGAUUUUGUAUAAAAAAUAUAAAAGUAGUUGUUAAUAUGACAACAUGAUAUUUAUGAAUGUUCACUUAUAAAUUGCUUAUAUUUUCAGCUUCUUUAUUUUACAUUCUCGUUCUUUAUGGGGUUGCGAACUCUGUUCUAAAUGAGUUUGUUAUUCAUCAUUUCUGAGAUAGUACAUGAUCACGUAUUUGUAAUAGAAAUAGAUAGAUAGCAGAAUAUUUGAAUAAAUGGAGAGAUCUUACUACACCCGUGAGAUUUGUUACUGCAAGCAUCAGCAUUAAUCAUGACCUUCUCCUUCCUGUUCAUCAGCAUUAAUCAUGACCUUCUCCUUCCUGUUCAUCAUUUCUUCAUCACUAUAGAGCAGUCAAGAGACACAUUAGUCACAAUGUCUCACGCCAAGUGCACUUGCGAAGAGACGUACGUGCAAGGCAGCCCUGUGGAUUAUUAUAAGCGACGCAACUAGUUAAGCACCAUCGAUUAGCAAAUCUCAAUAAUGACUGAAGGAAUUAAGUUUGUAGUAGGCUUAAUCGUUAAUUGAGGAUCACUUUACAUAACUAAACUGUUUUCAGUUUUGCUUUUCGUGCUCUUGGCGAAGAUAUUUUGAUGCAAAAUCCAAAUGUCAAAAUUUAUUAUAUAUCACAUAUAUUCAUCAUCAUCGGCGUCUUACUGCAGCAAUCAGCAAACAAAUUAUAAUAAUUAGACAAGAAUACGAAUAUCCGUUAAUAAAUAAAAAAAUCUGUAUUACACAUUGUAUCACUACUUACGUCGCUCUGAAUUAAAUUAAUUUUGUUCUCAUCUACGGUAUUAUUAUCAAUGUAGCUUGCAAUCCAUUGUUACGAGAGAUUCUAUUAUACACCUGGGCGUUUCGCUUCGCUGAAUUGCCGUUAUAAUUACGAUUAGACUGCAAGUAUACUAUACUGUGGCGUCUAGAAGUAUUCGCAUUUGUAUAAUAAUGUCACGUUCGAUACGACAUGAGUAAUUAGGCGGCCUUUGUGCUUAUAUAGGUAAUGGGAGACCAGUGACAGGUGUCUGGUAAAGUGUCGAUGGAAAUUGCUCCUGUGAAAUUAAUUUUUCACGUAGUAAUCGAUCAUACUGCUGAUUUCGUUGGCGAUUUUACGUGCUUCAAUGUUAUAUGAAGUAUUUCCGUCUCGCGUGAAGCCUGUCCAGGUUAUAAAAUAGUGCCACAAUCUAAAAGAUCAGAAUCACAUUUCCCAAAUAUGGCUUCUAUGUUCACGAGAGCGAUGUAUUGUACUUUCUAACGGAAUUCAAAGUGUCAGCUUGUAAUUGUAUAUUAAACAAGGUUUUUCCUUUUUUUUUGGUUAUAGGUAUAAAAACAUUUAACAAUUUCACUUAUUAUUAAUUAUUAAAGUUGCAGUAUAUUUGAACGUUAAUGGAUAUUUAAUAGAUGUUUGGCGACAUAUUAAUGAAGCUAGAUACUUUUUAACUCUAACUUCCCACACUGGGAUACAGGCUACCUCACGAACAGUUAAUUAAAAAUAUAAGAAAAAAUCAAUUGAUUUGAAGUCACUUUUUUUCCAUAGAUACGCCACACAUCAAGAAAUAUGCCUAUGCACAGUAAAAUAUGAAAAAGAAAGUAGUUUGUAAAAUAUUCGCUUGUGAAGAAAGGUUACAUUCAAAAAUCGUGAAUUUAUCUUACUUGGGGUUCAGGCACCCCCCUGUGUGGGAAGCUAGGGUUAAUAUCUUUUCUUUUCUCGUUUUAUAACUCUCAACUACUGAUCAACAACUGCUGAUUGAACAACUUACAAAAUCCAGUGUAGCUAUACGUGUUGAACGUUCAUGUAUGUUUCAACGCUGUAUUGCACGGUGAAAAUUAAAUCCCUCGAAAAUCACUAUGCCGCAUAUCCAGGGUAGCUUUCCACAUCGCCAUGAGGUGGCUCGCAGCAACGAUCACGUAGCUCUAAUUUAAUUUAGAUUAAAUUACCCCGGCGAUACAGCACGAGUUAACUGUUUGAAUGAAUUUACGCUAUAUAAAUCAGCGGGUCUUUAUUGAAUUUAUGCAUGAGCAAAUCGUCACAUUAUUGUUUGUACAUGUCGUCGUACUGAAUUUAUUUUAAUAUUUUACUGAUAUACCUCAAUUUAUACAUUAUAGAUGACCGCGGUGUAUUUUCAUGAUGAGUAAACAUCACGCCUUAAUUCCUCGGGAGAGAAUGAUUGUUCGUAAUCAUUCCUAGACUUGUCUGCUUUGUCAUUAUCCUGCUCGCCAUUAAAAUAAAAACAAGAGACGCGAAUCUCGCCGUUGUCACUUAGCAAGCUAGACUAAACAGUAUCAUAAUUGAAGAAUUUCCACCGUGAGCUUUUCGCGUGUGUGAUGAUGGGUAAAGUAACGCUGGAUAGAGUGAUAGCGUUUCUGCGAGUUUACCUGGCGCUCGCUUGCUGCUGGCCACUUCCACCGGACGCUACUAAGUUCCGGAGACUCUGUCGCCGCACUUUGCGCUAUUUAUGCGUCGCGAACUCGACUGCCAUCAUCGUCAGUGGGGUGUGGACGAUCUCGAAACAUGGCGAUGAUGUAAUUAUGGUAAUGAAGAUAGGGUGCCAAAUGAGCGCCGCCGUGCAGGUCCCAUUACAGAUAAUACUCUUCGCGAUGCAGGACAAACGCAUAAAGGUGAGAAUAUUUAUAAAGCUUAUUGUUUUCGAAAUAGAGGAUUAUUAUCAACGUGCACAAAUACACGAAAAGGAGAUUCUUCAAUACUAUGUUGACAAAUGUAAAUUCUUGUACGGUAGCAUUCUUUGCAGCUUGGUAAUAACAGCCGCCUGUUUUAUAUUCGCACCUUUAUUUUUGCCCCAACUGUUUCCACUUGAUUUAGAAUAUCCAUUUGACAUAUAUCAACCAUUGCAAACUAUUAUUUACAUGCAUCAUAUACUACUUGUUUUGCAAAGUGCCACGCAAGUUGGCGCGAAUACUUUUCCUGCUCUUUUACUUUGGUUUGUUGCUGCUAGAUUCCAUAUAUUAUCCACUCGAUUCCGCACAGUAACAGAUAUGAAGCAGUUGUUAAAAUGCGUUUACGAACACAAUAUAUUGCUCAGGUACAUACGUCAACCAGUGUCAGUGAAGUUUCCAUUCUUUAUGGUAACCUUCAGCGGCUUUCUGGAACUCUAUAUGUACGCUUGGCCGGCUGAUAACGUAAUGACCAUGAGCAGUGACAUAGCACUUGCUGUCUAUAAUUCAUCAUGGUACAAGGAUGAUGUGGCUAUGAGGAAAAUUUUCAUGCAUGUCAUGCGUAGAAGUCAACGUUCGGUCAUCGUUUCAGUCCCGGGAGCAUUGCCACAAUUGUGUAUAAAGUAUUACGCGACGGUAAGAGUUUGUAUGUAACUUUCUUACGUAUGUAUUAAUAAGUAACACAUAUAGAUAAUUUGGCAUGUUCAUUAUCAUAUCGAUGUAUGUCAGAUAUUUUUAUCCCAAAUCACUCUUAGAUCUGCUAUAUCUUUUUGAGUCCUUAUCUGCAAUAGCAAUUAUAAUCCUGCGUUAUAUACAUUUUAAUAACAGAAUAUUCUAUCAUUUUUUAGUACACCUCGGCCGUUUUCUCGUACAUGGCAUUUAUACGCAUCAUAAUCGGUCAAGAAUAAACAAAGAAAAGAAAGAAUACAAGUAUAAGACCGGAUACAACACCAUUUAGAUUAUCAUUUGUUCUGCUCGUCCUACAGCAUAUCUUGCCAUACAAAAUUUAACAAUGUUGAAAAAAUAAGGAAAUGACUUAAUAAAUUCAUCGCAAAUAAAGACAAGUCUUUCUAUUUCGAUCUGAAAAUUAUAGCUUGCCUGAAAGAUGGAAAAGUAAUACUGAAAAUGAUGAGGAUUACUUACAUGAUUAAACUACUAUACGUUUUACAUAAUAAACAUUGCGUUUUAUAAAAAAAA